Messenger RNA from Dryobates pubescens (Downy woodpecker), 1830 nucleotides. It is a transcript of the gene DFFA, whose product is annotated as DNA fragmentation factor subunit alpha. The transcript is spliced from 6 exons. Gene Ontology annotation, biological process: regulation of apoptotic process; apoptotic process. Lineage: Eukaryota; Metazoa; Chordata; Aves; Piciformes; Picidae. The coding region runs from base 16 to 957 and encodes 313 amino acids. The record is from RefSeq and is a predicted model, not a curated record.
GGACGGGGGGUAGCGAUGGCGGCGGCGCGGUUGAAGCCGUGCCUGGUGCGGCGGCGGGACGGGCGGCAGCAGUACGGCCUCGCCGCCUCCUGCUUGCGGGAGCUGCGCGACAAGGCUUGUGGCAUUCUAUCUAUUGAUAAGACUGGGGAGCCCAUCACCUUAGUACUGGCAGAAGAUGGCACUAUUGUGGAUGAUGAAGAUUACUUUUUGUGUUUGCCUCCUAAUACCAAAUUUGUGGCCCUGGCCAAGAAUGAGAAAUGGUCCAGCAAAAGCUUAGACAGUGGAACAGCCCAGCUCUCAGAGGCUGCAGAUGAAGUGGACUGUGGUGCAGAGAAGUGGAAGCAGCUGGCCAGGCAACUGAAGGAUGACCUGUCUAAUAUCAUCUUGAUGUCUGAAGAAGACCUCCAGGUGCUUAUUGAUGUACCAUAUUCAGACCUGGCAGAAGAACUUGCCCAAAGUCAAACCAAAAUCCAGGUAUUGCAGGACACCCUGCAGCAGGUGCUGGACAGACGGGAAGAAGAACGUCAGUCAAGACAGCUUCUGGAACUCUACCUGGAGGCCUUGAAAAAUGAAGAUAGUAUCUUAAGCAAAGUAGCAGAAUCCGAGACUGUACCAAGGAAGGAAAUGGAUGAGGUUGACACAGGUGCCAGCCAUGCAGGCACUUCUGCCAAGACAGCACUCAGUGACCAGAUCCUUGCUGCUCUGAAAGAGAAACCUGCUCCAGAGCUGUGCUUGGACAGUCAAGAUCUGGAGUUGGUCUUGAAAGAAGACACAGAAGCCCUGGCCUUGGCACUCAGGUGGGACAAGCACAAAGCUGAAGCUCUGCAGCAAGCCUGUGAUCAGGAACUCUCCAAGCGUCUACAACAAGUGCAGACUUUACAUUCCCUAAGGAGCACCUCAAAGGUCAAGAAAACACUACCCUGGGGGGACUGGCCUAGUUCAAAACGCAAAAAAUAAGUGCUGCUCACAAUCUGGGGGGGGUUGCACUAGAAUCAAUACACGCAAGGUCCAUCCUGGGAGCCACAGUUUGCUGGUCAUACUGCGGUCUGGCUAGAGACAGAUAAAAUCUGGACAUUGUCCUGAGGCUUAAACUCUUGUGAUGAUUCCAGUGAUGUGUAACCAAAGGGAUUCUGACUUUUUGCAGAGUGCUAGAACAAUGGUAUUGCUAAACACAGCAUGUAAGAGUUCAGCUUUGAAUACCUGGGUGGGAGCCAGAAGCUUCCAUCUGACAAUAGUGGAUAUGGCUUCUGAAACCCCAGGCAGCUUGCUUACUUUGUCCUCCCACCAUUUACUGUGUGAAGGAUGGAAAUCUUCUGGAAGACCCUUUGGGGCACAGUUAAUGAAUAGGGCAGAGGGGUUUGCUGGCUUCUGUCUGGCCUUAAGCUCCAGCCUGGGAUCUAGAAACUUAAAUUCCCAUGAUAAUUUUGCCAGUUAAAGUGAAUUCAGAGUCCUUUAACUUCAGGGCUUUUUCUGUGUGGAACUGCUGCCUCUUGAGUGUGGUGUAAGCACUAACUUGUAAAACACUGUAAAGGUGGAAAUAGUUGCUGUGCAAUGCUGUGAAGCAGAAGACUUGUAUUUGUCUUGUCUGGAUUAUGCUCCUGAUCACUAGUGGGGUACCAUGGCACUUUUGUAUUAGCUGGCUCACCUUCAGAUUUGUUGAAUUCUAUUUUUAAUCCCCUAGUAUCAUUAAAACCCUUUUACUGUACUGUUGGACUAGUUCUGAUAUUCCCAACAGCUGCUAUGAUUAAAGAAUAUGUUGCUAAGUUCAGUAUUACCUUAAGGAUGGAGGAAAAAGAAAUUAAAUAUGGAAACACUUUGUAUUUAACCUGU